Messenger RNA from Nicotiana tabacum (common tobacco), 417 nucleotides. Lineage: Eukaryota; Viridiplantae; Streptophyta; Magnoliopsida; Solanales; Solanaceae. The record is from RefSeq and is a predicted model, not a curated record.
AUGGAUAUGAUCAAAGUUGGCCCAGUGGGGAGAAGUGGUGGAACCAUUUGGGAUUAUAAGGGACGAGACCAAGUCGCUGGGGUUCUUGGUUCAUACAACAAAAACGCAAUUCUUUCACUUCAGUUCCUGUACUAUGAGAAUAGCAAGUUAGUUCCGUCAAAUAAACAUGGUUUUGAUAUAUGUAAUCAAAGCUCGUGUGCAGUUGUUUUUGAUUAUCCAUCAGAAUUUCUUACUUCGAUCAGUGGUUCCUCCAAAUCAGUGUUGAACUCUAUAAAAUUUGGAACAAACAAGGGUUCCUAUGAACCAUUUGGGUGUACCUCGCCUUCAACUGAUGCCAAGGACUUCAACUUUCAGAUAGGAAAUCAUCGGCUUUUCGGUGGUUAUAAUUCAUGGCACCCAGAAUUUAUAUGGCGUUGA